This is a messenger RNA of Myotis lucifugus (little brown bat), 616 nucleotides long. It is a transcript of the gene MATK, whose product is annotated as megakaryocyte-associated tyrosine kinase. NCBI's taxonomy places the organism in Eukaryota, Metazoa, Chordata, Mammalia, Chiroptera, Vespertilionidae. The record is from RefSeq and is a predicted model, not a curated record. The transcript has 6 exons. Bases 11 to 616 code for a protein of 201 amino acids. Gene Ontology annotation, molecular function: protein binding.
CCCGCCCAAAAUGAGGAAACGGAGGAACUUGCUCCAAGUUGUGCUGCCAGGGCCGCCUGGGGGCCUGGCACUCCGGCCCAUCUCAGUCAGGAUGCCCACAAGGCGCUGGGCCCCAGGCACCCAAUGCAUCACCAAGUGUGAGCACACGCGCCCGAAGCCUGGAGAGCUGGCCUUCCACAAGGGCGACAUGGUCACCAUCCUGGAGGCUUGUGAGAGCAAGAGCUGGUACCGAGCCAAGCACCACGCCAGCGGGCAGGAGGGGCUGCUGGCGGCGGGUGCGCUGCGGGAGCGUGAGGCCCUCUCAGCGGAUCCCAAGCUCAGCCUCAUGCCGUGGUUCCACGGGAAGAUCUCGUGCCAGAAGGCGGUGCAGCUGUUGCAGCCGCCCGAGGAUGGGCUGUUCUUGGUGCGGGAGUCGGUGCGGCAUCCCGGGGACUACGUGCUCUGCGUGAGCUUCCACCGCGAAGUCAUCCACUACCGCGUUCUGCACCGUGAUGGCCACCUGACCAUCGACGAGACCAUCUGCUUUUGCAACCUCAGUGGAUAUGGGUCCAAGGAGCCACCUAAAGUUGCCUUCACCUUUUGGGACCUCUGCUUCCCCAGCUCCGUUGACAUGUGA